Molecule: messenger RNA, 2058 nt
Organism: Gossypium arboreum
Lineage: Eukaryota; Viridiplantae; Streptophyta; Magnoliopsida; Malvales; Malvaceae
Product: ubiquitin domain-containing protein DSK2b-like
Exons: 9
Coding region: 137-1777 (546 amino acids)
Biological process (GO): ubiquitin-dependent protein catabolic process
Cellular component (GO): cytosol
Molecular function (GO): polyubiquitin modification-dependent protein binding
Source: RefSeq, a predicted model, not a curated record
UGUAACAGUCUUUGUUGUUCAUCCUGUUUUUCUUACUUUAAACGAAUCAGUUUUGUCUCUUAGAAUCUACAUUGGUUGCUUUGGAAUUGGGCUUGUGGCUGAAGUUGGGAGGUUUUUAAGUGAGGGACAGGUCACUAUGGGAGGAGGUGAUAUUAAUGCUUCUAAGGAAGCGGCCAGCAAAGACGUCGGUGAUGCUGUCACCGUCAGUAUCAGUUGUUCAUCCGGCUCCAAAUUCUCCGUUCAGACCAACCUGGAUUCCACCGUCGAUUCUUUUAAGGCACUUCUGGCGCGAAACUGCGGUGUUCCCGCCGAUCAACAGCGUUUGAUUUAUAAAGGUCGGAUCUUGAAGGACGAUCAAACCCUUCGAAGCUACGGUUUGGAGGCAGAUCACACUGUCCACUUGGUUCGUUCUGUUGCACCAAGAGCGCCACCGCCGACAACCAAUGCAGCUGGGUCAAUUGGUUCCGGUGCUUUGAACACUUCUCAAACAAAUACAACAGCUGUUGACUUAGAUGAUGCUGGGGCAUUGGGAGCCGGAGGGGCUGGUCUAGGUGCUUCACUGUUUCCUGGACUUGGUGACAGUGCUGGUUUAUUUGGAGCUGGGCUCCCAAAUUUUGAACAAUUACAACAGCAAUUGACUCGAAACCCCAACAUUAUGAGGGAAAUAUCGAACAUUCCUGCUGUUCAGAAUUUGAUGAAUAAUCCUGAGAUACUGUAUAACUUGAUCAUGAACAAUCCUCAAACGCGAGAGAUAAUUGACCGAAAUCCUGAGCUUGCACACAUACUUAAUGAUCCAAGUGUUCUCCGUCAAACAUUUGAAGCUGCAAGAAACCCUGAGCUCAUGCGUGAAGUGAUGAGGAAUACGGACAGAGCAAUGAGCAAUAUUGAAUCAUCACCUGAAGGAUUUAACAUACUUCGCCGUAUGUAUGAAACUGUUCAAGAGCCUCUCCUGAAUGCAACUACCAUGACUGGGACUACUGGAAAUGGUGGUUCAAACCUGUUUUCUUCCCUCCUGGGAACUCAAGGGGGAAACCAAGCCAGAGAUGGGUCAACUAACCAUUCCACCUCUGAUUCUGGAACUACUCCCAAUGCCAAUCCACUGCCAAACCCUUGGUCUUCUUCUGAAGCUGGAGGUUCCCAAACUAACACAAGAAGGUCAGAUCCCGGUGCGGAUGCUAGGCCACAGGCACCUGCUGGUUUAGGUGGUCCGGGUCUUCCAGUGUUUGAAGGCUUGUUUGGUGCUAUGCAGGAUUCUAAUUCACUGAAUCAGUUGAUGCAAAAUCCAGCUAUUUCACAAAUGAUGCGAAGCCUCCUGUCCAGUCCUCAGUACUUGAACCAGGUUCUUAGUCUCAGUCCUCAACUUCAAAACAUGCUUGGAUCUAAUUCUCAACCAAGAGAAACGAUGCAGAACUCUCAAUUUCUUCGUCAGUUGACUUCUCCUGAGAUGAUGCAGCAACUAUUGACUUUGCAGCAGACUCUUUUUUCACAACUUAGUCGGCCACAGUCAACCCAGGAGCCUGCCCAGACUGGUGGAGGUGCAGGAACGCUCAACAUGGGUUUGGAAGCACUGAUGACCAUGUUUAGCGGACUUGGAACUGGCAGCUUGGGUGUUCCUAAUAGAUUAGAUGUACCUCCAGAGCAACUAUACGCCACCCAGUUGUCCCAACUUCAAGAAAUGGGUUUCAUUGACACUCGAGAAAAUAUUCAGGCAUUAAUAGCCAGUGCAGGAAAUGUUCGUGGUGCGGUGGAACGGUUACUGGGAAAUCCUGGUCAGUAACCUAUUACCAACAUCUAGUUAAUGUAGAAAACUGAGAGUUCGAAGUUUGAACAUGUGUAGAAUGUUUCUGAAAGUCAAAUGUGAGGAAGGAAUUAGCUUAGAUUAUGAAAAAUGGUGUAAAUGAAUUCGGGUUGUGAAAUGUGUUUGGUUUCAUAGGUCCAUUUUCCUUGAAGGAGGUAAGGCUAUGAGUCAAUGUGUGUAUGUUUUCACUAUAGUCCACCCUUCGCUGAGUGUGUUUUGUCAGCCACAAAUCUGAAUGAGCAAAAACAAAAUACUAUAAA